This is a messenger RNA of Alternaria arborescens, 1290 nucleotides long. RefSeq lists its product as hypothetical. Lineage: Eukaryota; Fungi; Ascomycota; Dothideomycetes; Pleosporales; Pleosporaceae. The record is from RefSeq and is a predicted model, not a curated record. The transcript has a single exon. Bases 1 to 1290 code for a protein of 429 amino acids.
AUGAGAUACGCUUUCGUUCCCCUCGCGUUCGGUCUCGGAGCCAACGCCUACGUCGCUCGUGCAAACACACAAUGCUUCAAGCUCUCAGCAUCUGGCGGCGCAUCAGGUGUACUCGGUCAGCUCGACGAUGGUCAGAACCGUAUUGGCGGCAACCACCCAACCGGCUGCUACUGCUUGGAUGGAAACGGCGGCUUCACUGAUUCCAAUGGACGUGGCUGCAUCUUGACUCCCCCUACUACCCAGUUCCAGUGCGAUGUUGGCGCUACCCCCACCAACGGCUUCGCUGUCAGCUCCAGUGGCAGUGUCACAUACAAUGGCUCAGGCAAAUUCUAUGCCUGCCCUGUAAAUGACAACGGCGAAUACAACGUCUACACAACCCCUGCUCCCGGUCAGACUAAGUGCGUUGAGAUUUCUCUCGGGUCUGCUGGUUCAUGCGGAGCUAGUGCGUCCCAACCUGCUGCAUCUAAGCCUGCUGGUUCCUAUCCUGCUGCUACUCCUCCCGCAGCUACCAAGACGAAGCCUUCCGAGACUCCUAAGCCUACACCUGAGGCCCCCAAGCCUACACCUGAAGCUCCCAAGCCUAGCAUGCCCGCGCCCCAAGAGUCCGAGUGUGUACCCAAGGUCGUUACCGUCACUGUCACCCAGCCUAUGGCCCCUCCUGCUUCCAUGCCUGCUCCCUCCCAACCCGCUCAGAGCAAGCCUGCUCCUCCACCAGAGUCGAUGCCUGCCCCUCCUGCUUCCAUGCCAGCUCCCUCCAAGCCAGCUCCUUCUGCGCCAGCGCCUUCUAAGCCAGCUGCCUCUGGUGCCUGUCCCCAGGACCUCAACGGCAAUUAUCAGUAUCCUCAUCUGAUUGUACCCGUUGACUCUGAGCACCCCGACAAGGCCUAUGGCACCUCGUACAACGGCACGAUCAGCGCCCACAUCUGCACUAUCUUCAACUUCGAUAUCCCUGCCUCUUACGCCGGUAAAACUUGCUCUGCCAUGUUCAUGCUACCCAAGAGGGAGGACCUUGAGACCUCUGACUACACCAUCUCUGGUCAAGGAGAAUGUACUGUCAGUAAGCUCAAGGGCAAUGCCAACGCACAGACUACUUGGAGCAACGCUCCUGCUAAGGCUGGGGAUCUUGCUUCCGUGGAGCUCAGCCCCGGCAACACCUACACCGUCGAGUCUGGCGAUUGCGAACCUGGUAAGACUGUGAGCUACGAGAUUUGCGGCAGCGGUGACUUCUCCAUCAACUACUUCCAGGAUUACAACCCAAGCCCCAUUGGCAUGUACAUCCGCCAGUGCUAG